Molecule: messenger RNA, 3436 nt
Organism: Vitis riparia (riverbank grape)
Lineage: Eukaryota; Viridiplantae; Streptophyta; Magnoliopsida; Vitales; Vitaceae
Product: probable disease resistance protein At5g63020
Exons: 2
Coding region: 242-3184 (980 amino acids)
Molecular function (GO): ADP binding
Source: RefSeq, a predicted model, not a curated record
CCAUGGAAUGGAACUAAGGUGAGAUGGUGGAAAUAAUACUCUCUUCACACCAUGGACUUCAACUCAAGCCUCAAUUAAUCGACAAGCUUUUCUUUCUUGGUUUGCUGGAUGCUGGGAACUGGGCAGCACAUGGAGAUCUGAACAGCAGGAUCAAUAUGGGAAUAUGAUGUUUUUCCCAAACCUCUUUCCCUGAAUUUGGAUCCUCAUCAGCAUCUCUGUGUCUCCGUUUCUUCAAUCAGGAAUGGCUGAAAACAUGUUGAGUGGGGUCGGAGGUGGGGUAUAUCAAGACGUGAAAGAAGCAGUAACCACCACUGGUGGCAAAAUACUUGAUGUGAAGAAUCUGAAAAAAAACUACAACAAGUUGAUGAAAGAAGCAGAAGAGCUCUGGGGACUGAGGGAUGAUAUAGAGAAAGAAGCAAGCAGAGUUGAAAUAAAGCCUGCCACAAGAGAAUGGAUUACUAAGGUUGAUAUGCUCAAAACUAAAGUGAACGGACUGGAAACUGAAUAUAAUGAAGGAAAGAGGAAGCGGUGGAGAUUGGACCGCUUUUGGUCGAACGCAAAUUUUAGUGAGGACUUGGAAAAGAAGAGGCAGCAAGUCCUUAGUCUUUUGGAAGAGGGAACGAUUCACAAGGGAUUUUUGAAAGAUGAAUUGCCAAACUCUGUCUGGACAAAAAAUGCACCUGAAAUCGAUGAAAAGUCAUCACUGGGAGAAAUUGUAGGAGAUGUACUUAAUCAUCUCGAGGAUGAAAAAGUAACAAGAAUUGGAAUCUGGGGAGCGGUCGGAACUGGGAAAACCACGAUAAUGAAGCACUUGAAUGACAAUGAAAAGAUUGCUAGUAUGUUUGAAAUUGUCAUUUGGGUAUCCGUCUCGAAGGAGUGGAGCAUAGAGAAGCUGCAAGAGGCCAUCAUGCAGUGGCUAGAAAUGGAUGCGAAGCGUACCAUCAACAUCGAGAAAAAUGCUCAGAUAAUAUCGAGAGGGUUGAAUGAAAAGAAGUGUUUGAUUCUUUUGGAUGAGGUAUGGCGCACCAUUGACCUACACGAAGUCAUGGGAAUCGAUAACAAGCAUAAUCAUAGCAAGAUGGUGUUGGCAAGUAUAUACCAAGGCAUUUGUAUCAACAUGGAAACUGUUGUGCAAAUCGAAGUGAAACCAUUGUCCCCACCUGAUGCUUGGAACAUGUUCAGGAAAAAGGUGGGUGAUGUUAUUUCUAGCUCCUUAAUUGAACCAACAGCUAGGCUUGUUGUUCAAGAGUGUCACGGGUUGCCACUGCUGAUAGACAGAGUAGCCAAAACCUUCAAAAAGAAGCAAAGAGAUUUUACCCUUUGGAAUGAUGGAUUGGAAAGCUUGCAAAGAUGCAACAGUGACAGAGUUGAAGGCAUUGAAGAUGUGUUGGAACGCCUGCAGGUUUGUUACGAGGAUUUAAAGGAUGAAGAGAAGGACUGCUUUUUGUACGGUGCAUUGUAUCCUGAAGAAAGCAUGAUAUCUGUGGAUUACUUGCUAGAAUGUUGGAGAGCUGAAGGCUUUAUUCGUCAUGCAGAGGAGUUCAGAAAAGCACGCAUCAGAGGGCAUGCGAUAUUGCAUGAACUUAUGGGCGUAUCCUUUCUAGAGAAAACUGAAAAGAGGAAAUAUGUUAAGAUGAACAAAGUGCUUCGGCGUUUGGCACUUAAAAUCUCAUUGCAAAAGGAUUACAAAUAUCUGGCAAAACCACGUGUGGGAUUACAAGAGUUUCCAGACCAUGAAGAAUGUAGCCAAGCAAGUAAGAUUUCGUUGAUGGAUAACCGACUACACACUUUACCAGAAACUCUAGAUUGUGGCAAUCUCUCAACAUUGUUCCUUCAAAGAAAUAAGGAUUUGAGUGUCAUUCCUCAGUUGUUCUUCCAAUCCAUGUGCAGUCUGCGAGUUCUGGAUUUGCAAGGCACUGGGAUUGCAUUUUUGCCUUCCUCUAUAUCCAAGUUGGUUUUUCUCAGAGGGCUCUACUUAAAUUCUUGCAUCCACUUGACAAAGGUACCAUCUGAAAUAGAAGCACUUCAACAUCUUGAGGUGCUUGAUAUUCGAGGAAGUGGACUUGAUUUAAGUCAAAUUGAAAGUUUAAUAUGGUUGAAGUGUUUGCGAAUGUCCUUGUCUAAUUAUUCUACUAAGGUAUCACCACCUAGUGUUGACGUGGGAAACCAUACUCAGGAGCAAUCAGGAAUUGUUUGCAGGUUUGUUUCAUUGGAAGAAUUGAGUAUUGAUGUUGAUUCUUCUCAACAGCUUCGGGAAACGGUUGCAGAGGAGGCCAUAGAAGAGAUUGCUAAAUUGAAUCAACUUACUUCCCUUCGAUUGUACUUCCCUAGAGUGGACCAUCUUUGGUUGUUUGUCACAAAAAGCCAAGUGUGGAAUUCUCCCUUCGCAUUUCAAUUUUCUGUUGGUUACGAGGACUCAACCCACUCACAAAUUUUUGAGUCCUUACAUUCUCCAAGGUACAACUCCCUGAAAUUGGUGAAUGGUCAAGGCAAAGAUCCUGUCAUCUCGGAAGUACUUGGGAAAACUCAUGCAUUUGGACUAAAAAACCACAGUGGAGUUUCCAGUCUAUCUGAGUUUGGCAAUGAAAACAUGAACCAUAUGUUGGUUUGUUUGCUUGAAGGAUGCAAUGACGUUGAGACCAUCAUCUCUGGUGGUGGAACGACGACACAUGUGUUAGAAAACCUGGAUAUUUUGCAUGUAAACAACAUGGGGAGAUUGGCAAGCAUUUGGAAUGGGCUUGUUCCUGAUGGAAGUCUAGGUCAACUAACAACUCUUACAUUAAUUAAAUGUCCAGAGUUGAAGAAGGUAUUCUCUAAUGGUAUGAUUCAGCAGCUCCCUCAACUACAGCACUUGAGAGUUGAAGAAUGUCAUAAAAUUGAGGAGAUAAUCAUGGAACCUAAGAAUGAUAAAUUAGAAGCCAAUCCACUUCCAAUGUUGAUGACGCUAGUACUUCUUGAUCUCCCAACACUAAAAAGCAUUUGGAUUGAUAAUUCAUUGAAUUGGCCUUCUCUACAGAAGAUUAAAAUAUCCACGUGCAGCAUGUUGAAGAAGCUGCCUUUCAACAUGGUGAAUGCAACCAGACUGAGAUCCAUCGAAGGGCAAAACUCAUGGUGGGAAGCUCUAGAAUGGACAGACGAUCGUGCCAUUAAACAGAGACUAGAGCCUCUUUGCAUCCUCAACUAGCUCCUCAGAUUUGUGUGCAGCGGUCUCAUUUUAAAGCUGAUUGAGAUAUAUAGUUGCCGCCUUGGUUUGUCUUUGUCUAAGACUUGAUAUGUACCUUUGUUUUCAUGGUUUGUAUUUGUUUGAGAUUUGCUAUUUUGGGUUGUAUUUUUCUUUUUUUUAAAUAUUUGCUACAUUGAAUUGGCUUUGCUACAGGUUUGUUAGCUGGGAUUGUAUUUGUGUAAGACUUAAUUCCACUGUGUUUGUUAUAUUGUA